AUGGCGUCCACGGCCCUCCCGACCGGGACCCGCCAGCGCACCGCCGAGGAGCUCAAUCGAAAAAAGCUCGACGGUGGAUUCAGAUCUAACGGCGUGGGGAUCAGGUACGAGCAACCUCGCCGCCAUGAAAUCUUCAAUCGCGAGGGCAGUCGGGAAUUUGGUCCGUCUAGGGCUGACCAGGCCUACAAUUGGGCGACCAUCGAUGCCAAGGUUUGGACAUCGGGCUCACCAAUCGAGGACGAGCAGAAGUUGGACAAAAUCGGGGUCAUUUUGAGGAACGUGCUGAAAGCGGACAAAGACAUUCGGAGCGCAAGAACCUCGGUUUCUUUGGCCGAGAUGCAUACUGAGAUGAGGCUCCACCAACUGAUGUUUGUUGACCAAGACUAUGAGAGGAGGGUUGUGGCUAGGCCUGGUUCGGGCCCGAGUGUAUAUGUUACGAAUCAUUUGGAGAAAGAUUACUCGGUCGUGAUUAUUCAGUGCCGAGACUGGAUUAAGCUGUAG
This is a messenger RNA of Striga asiatica, 501 nucleotides long. The record is from the annotation of a GenBank genome assembly. Lineage: Eukaryota; Viridiplantae; Streptophyta; Magnoliopsida; Lamiales; Orobanchaceae.